Messenger RNA from Protopolystoma xenopodis, 468 nucleotides. NCBI's taxonomy places the organism in Eukaryota, Metazoa, Platyhelminthes, Monogenea, Polystomatidea, Polystomatidae. The record is from the annotation of a GenBank genome assembly.
AUGAUCUAUUAAGCGCCGUUAUCAGAUAUCCUCUGUACGCAUCUGCGGACCUCUGCUUCGUCCAUUCGCCCCCUUGUCACCGGUAAAACGGUCUUCUGCUGCUUCUCGACGGCCUCCCGCUUGAAGGAUCCGACGAUCCUUGCCGCUGAGCCUCGGUUCGAGCCCUACCGCGGCUCAGACGGGGACAUGAAACCGCCGUUUUGGCUGUCAGCCUCUGCAAAUUCCCUCACCGGUUAUGGCCUUUCCGUCAACGCUUUGCGACUGCUCUCCACCGGCUCGUCUGCCAUGGCACAGGGAAGCGGGAAUGGGGCGUUCAAAUUUCUGGUCGAGGCAGCCGGUCUCCCUCUCGUCGAUUGCCCAAAUAGUAGAAAAAUAUUUUGUGCAAUUCCAACUGUCUCCGGCCACCCGCCUGUUUCGUACCUCAACUUGGCUUACCUAUUGCUGCUAACGAGACCGGCGACGGUGUAG